Triplophysa rosa is the source of this 1385-nucleotide messenger RNA. RefSeq names its product C1q and TNF related 2 (gene c1qtnf2). Bases 149 to 1036 code for a protein of 295 amino acids. The transcript has 3 exons. The record is from RefSeq and is a predicted model, not a curated record. Gene Ontology annotation, molecular function: protein binding. Lineage: Eukaryota; Metazoa; Chordata; Actinopteri; Cypriniformes; Nemacheilidae.
UGGGUGGAUGCUUCCAGAGUUGUCAGAAAAACUAGUCCAACAAAUCCAUUCUCAAACUUUUUUAUUUUUCUCCAUUUUUGUCUUUGCGACAAGUGAAGCUGGAUCUUAACUUUGUUUUGCUGUGCAUAUAUCAUUCCUCUGCUGCAUCAUGUAUCAGUUACUGCUGGCCGUGUGCUUGCUGUCUCUCUUCUCUGAGCUGACUGUGAACGCCGCCAUCAAAAAGGGACGCAACUACACAAUUCAUUCAUCUCAGCUCAGCUGCAGUCUGCCAGGAACUCAGGGUCCUCCAGGGAGUCCAGGUUCAGCAGGUCCCAGUGGCAAUGCAGGCAAGAUGGGCAUGCCAGGUGUCGAUGGUCAGGAUGGCAAAGAUGGUGACAAGGGUCAGAAGGGAGAGAACGGUGAACAGGGUCGUCCUGGCAAUCCUGGUAAACAUGGACCACUAGGACGUCCGGGAAUUAUUGGAAAGGCAGGGCCUAGGGGCCUGAAGGGAGUGCGAGGAGCACCUGGUGUGUCUGGAGCUAAUGGGACAAAAGGAGCGAUGGGAGAUGUAGGAGAGACCGGUUCACCUGGAGGGUGUGAUUGUGGAACAGAGGCGCGUUCUGCUUUCUCAGUAGCAGUAACCAAGAGUUACCCAAAGGAACGCACGCCUAUCCGCUUCAACAGGAUUUUAAUGAACGAGGGUGGCCAUUACAAUACUUCCAGUGGCAAGUUUGACUGUGCAAUACCUGGUGUGUAUUACUUUACAUAUGACAUCACGUUGGCUAACAAGCACCUAGCAAUCGGGCUCGUCCACAACGGCCAGUACAAGAUCAGAACAUUUGAUGGCAACACAGGAAACUAUGAUGUAGCUUCAGGUUCAACAGUACUACGACUGCAGAAAGGAGAUCAGGUUUGGCUUCAGAUCUUCUAUUCAGAACAAAAUGGACUAUUCUUUGAUCCAUUCUGGACUGACAGUGUCUUCACAGGUUUUCUCAUUUAUGCUGAUCAGGUUGCUCCAGGUGAAGUGAAUGUGAUGACAAAUUCUGGAUCAUCCUGACUUUCUCUUGUUUGUGUACGUAUUGUUUUUUUCCACAUUAGCAAAUUGCCCUCCGUGUUUCCAGAUUCACUUGAUUAAAAUCAAUACAGAACGUUGAACCUAACUGAGGCGGAGACUUAAAAGAGAUAAAUAUUGAUUAACACAAACAGAUUACAAAACACCACAAAGGUAAAAAGUGACAUUUGUAGAAAACAAGUGCCAUAUCAUCAACAACAUUCUUUUUGCUUUUUCAAGACAGUAGUUAUCUUAUGAAAAGAUACUUGUCUUUCAAUAAAAACUUUUAAAAAGCAAAAAUGAAUUUAAGACAAUUCUGUGUUUUUUAUUUAUUAAUGAUGUGUGCAGGUCUUUG